This is a messenger RNA of Lactuca virosa, 537 nucleotides long. The record is from the annotation of a GenBank genome assembly. NCBI's taxonomy places the organism in Eukaryota, Viridiplantae, Streptophyta, Magnoliopsida, Asterales, Asteraceae.
AUGGCCCCAGCCCAAUUGCGUCUCGUCUUUCUAACUAUUUUCCUACGUUUCAUAGCUGCACAACAGAAUGAUGGUUCUGUAUCUGUUGGUGCAUCACUCACAGCCACAUCCGAUGUGAAACCAUGGCUUUCAUCUUUUGGUGAAUUUGCCUUUGGGUUCAAACAAGUUCAAUGGAACGAUAAUUUCUUGUUAUCCAUAUGGUACGAGAAGAUACCUGACAAGACAAUCGUCUGGUAUCCAGAAGAAGGUCGGAUGGUGCCUACAGGAUCCAAAGUUGAGCUACUUCGUGAAAGUGGACUUGUACUCACCGAUCCUCAGGGCACAGAGGUAUGGAGAUCGGGUUCCAUUUCCGGUGUUACAUCAGGUUUUAUGAAUGAUACAGGUAACUUCGUGAUUUUUGGUAGCAAUUCUCGCAAGUUAUGGGGUAGUUUUGAUUUUCCAGCAAACACCCUGUUGCCUACUCAGGUUAUGGAGAUAGGUGGAGGCAUGAAUUCAACAAUCAAUACAACAAACUUCUCUGGUGGACGAUUCCAGUGA